AAAUGGACGGCAACCGUGAUGAGUCGGAACGAUGUAUCAGAAUCGGCCGAAAAUAUAUGAAUGCAGGGGACAUGGAAAAGGCUUUGAAGUUUUUAUUGAAAGCAGAAAAGUUAUAUCCUUCGAAAAAAGCGAAAGAGUUGAUAGAGCAGUUAUCAAAUGAAUGUAAUGAUGAUGAGGAGCAGACACAGUCUACAGAAAAUGGUCCGUCAUAUCCCAGUCAUGUCCGACAGAGAAAGAACAGUGCCAACAGGAGAGGGUCAGGGGACAGUAGUGCAGACCAGCAUAACCAUGUCAAGGAUUACACACCGGAACAAGUGGAAUCUGUCAAGAGGGUGAAAAGGUGCAAAGAUUAUUAUGAAAUUUUGUGUGUGAAGAAAGAUGCCACAGAGAUAGAGCUAAAAAAAGCGUACAGAAAGUUAGCGUUACAAAUGCACCCAGAUAAAAACAAAGCCCCUGGAGCUACAGAAGCAUUCAAAGCAAUUGGAAAUGCAUUUGCUGUGUUAAGUGAUUCACAGAAACGUCAGAAAUACGACUUGUAUGGGCCUGAUGAGGACAAACCUCGGCGAAACGGCAGAGGCUAUGAUUACACACAUGGGGGAUUUGAAGCGGACAUUUCAGCAGAAGAGUUAUUCAACAUGUUCUUUGGAGGAGGUUUUCCAUCUUCAAAUUUGUAUCAACAGAGACGUUCACAUCACCCACACCAUAGUCAUCACCACCACUUCUACCAGAGAGAGACUGCAAACAACGAGGGACCUUACACCCUCUUAUUGCAGUUGUCCCCCAUCCUACUUCUCAUUGUCUUGUCUCUGUUGAGUAGUUUUUUUGUCAGUGAUCCAGUAUUUAAUAUGCACAAAAACUCAAAAUACCCAGUAGAAAGGAAAACACAUAACCUAAAGGUGCCAUACUUUGUGAAAGAAGAGUUUCAUAUCGAGUAUAAAGGCAGCUUGCGGAGAAUAGAACGACAGGUUGAAGAAGAAUAUAUAAGCAAUUUAAGAGCCAACUGUUUUCGAGAGAGAAGUUACAAAGAAAACAUGCUGUGGAGAGCAAGAAACUACGGUGAUGGACAGUUAUAUGAAAAAGCAAUGAACAUGGAGACUCCAGCGUGUGAUAGACUAGCCAGUAUAUAUGCAUAACACAGAGUAUGGUGAGAAAUGGACUGGAGUUUGACCACUGCUCAGUCAGGGUCUGGCGAAAUCCUGUUUGAUGUCAGAGCUAUCCUCUGAGAGGAUCAUUUUAAAGACUUUGUAUAUAGCUGAUGACUAUCAGUGACUAAUGGAGGCCUUUAUGCGACAGUCAGCAGAGUACAGAUCUGUAGAGAUUGGGUCUGGAGAUUUGACACAAGUCCCAUAUGACACCUUGCAUUGUAACUCUAGAAUGCCUAGUAGAAUGGAUUUCAGGGAUCUUCUGUUAUCUCUGACCUAUUUAUUAUGUAAAUGGUUAUUAUUUUAAUUGUGAGGUUGGAAAUAAGAGUUUAACACGAAAAAAACCAUGCACAUGCAUGUAACAUGAGUGAGUAUAUCACUCUUCAUAAUAUGUACUGUAGCAUUUUAUGCCAAUUCAAGUGGUUAUUUCAUCUGUUACAUCAUGUAGCUGUUUGUGUAGGAAUAAAUAUGUGUAUAAGUGACUUUUGUUUAGCAUACUUUGUCAGCAAUGCCUGUAAUAAUUUUAAUUAUUUAGAAAAUGGAACUACAAAGAAAACUGCAUUUUUAAAGUAGAUAAAUGUUGGCCACAUUUCAUGUUGCUGUAAUAUGAAUGGGCUGGCGUAAUGUUCAGAAGGUACCAGUUUUGUAACAUGUUGGCAUUGUUAUGAUCUUGUCAGAUGCACAUCCCAGUGGCAUGUUACUUUCGUAUCGUUCAUACAUUCAUGUCAUUCAACGUGUAUGUAUAUUACUGAAAAAUAGACAAAAUUGUGGUACAUGUUGCAGUUUGCAUGAUAGAUGUAUGAUCUUCAAGCUGAAGACUGUUGCGCCUUGUUAUGAGCUACUAGUAUACAACCCUGGCCCAAAUCAGAGCUCAAAAUAGAACGUAAAUUGAGCUGUACAGCUCAGACACUCAUUACUAGAAACACACUAGAUAAAAGGGGUGUAAAGUCUUUAAAAAAUUACAUUAUGAAUACAUCAUGAAAAUGUAAGCAGCGGUGGCAUUGCUGUUAUAUGCACUUGCACACUUGCACAUAAGGUGUGCUGUCUUGUCAUGAAUGGGUUGUUGUUUAGGUUGGAUUAGUGUGCCAUCACGUGGGAGUUCUGCGUUGCCCUCGAUGUUGACCAUUAACUCAUGUUCAAGUAGGUUGUCAUUCAUUGUGAAAGAACAUAAGAUCUUGUUCCAGGUUUCCUUUGUGAUAUUCCCAUAGACUGCUUUCCCGUAAAAGUGACCUUGCUUUACAUACACCAAGGCUUUGUCUGGCGGCUGCCCUGAGAUUCCUCAGGCUGUCAUUGAGAUCAGCUGCUGAUGUAGUGAGACUGUAAGAUCUGAAUGCGAUCAGCAUAAAUACUGUCUGUAGUUCCUGCCCUGGCGUUACCCUGUUGCCUGCCAUUGCAUUACUGGGAAUUCCUGUUUGUGCUGUGUAAGUUGUAUGUUGUAUAAUAUAGGCUGUUCUCGGUAGACCUGGUGAGGAGCACUGAGUGUUCGGUACCAGGGCCUCGGCUCAACCGCCAGAGCUUAGACAUGUUAGAUACAUGAUCAUGUACAGGGGUAGGAUGGAUACACUGGGUGACUACCCAAGUCACUUACAUCCCCCUCACAAGCACUUAUGUAACAAUUCCAUGUCAAGUCAAAACCCUCUGCUUCAUACUCUCUGUAUGCUAGGCCAGCUUUGUACUUGGAUUGUGUGACAUAUACACAUAAUAUUUACUCUGCUUGUGUAGGCAGCUUGAGAGAGUAGUUAACCUUAGACCAAGCCAACUGUCCCAAGAAAAGCUGCAUGUGUAAUAAUUAACAUUCAGUCAGAAAUCUAUGUCCACAAGUUAUUUUUAAUACACCUGUAUGUUUGUGUGUGCAAUAAUACAUCAUCGGUGCAUUGUGUAGGACACAAACGAUAUUCUGUACAGAAUCAAAGACAUACCGGUUGCUUGAGUGCAUGUUUUUUCAGUGUCGCUCAGAGAAAAGGAUUUUCCUAUAAACAGUUAGAUACCAUUGCAACAUAUGUAAAACCUAUGUUUAGUACGAGAGUGACUAAAUAUGGCUAAAUAUGGUGUGCACAGGCUAUUUCAAACUUACUAGUAAUAUGAGAUUUAACAUAUAUUGAAAUUUAGGAUAAAGCCUACAACAGCAAGACUUUUUGUUUUACUUUUUCAAUUGCCAUGAAACCUUGGGUCAACAAUAUAGGACAAAAUCAGUAGCACCAUUCACAUAGUCAUGUUUUAUAAACUAUAUUUGUGAUCAUUUUUGCAAAAAUUUUAUUAGCUUUAAUGGGCAUCCCUUGAAGUGUAUUUAACAGUAAAAUGUGUACAUUUUAGCUACAUGUGCAGUUGUUCUCUAAAAUUUUGGAGUAAUUCAUCAUGAACAGUCAGACCCAAAUUAUUCACCUAUAUUCAGUUCAAACCUUGUAAUUAUGCUGGAUUGUAGGUCAUGUAGACUGUACUUUGGAAUGUUUUUAAAUUGGAAUCAGAUUUGAUUUCUUGGGAACUAAAUCUGUCCUGAAGUUAAGCGGUUAUUUAAUUUCCCUUGCAGUACAGUGUGUCAAUUGGUCAAUAUUCCCUCAUUGCAAUAAUUAUGCUGUUUAAUCUGCAUGUUACUAACGUAAUUUCCUUCCUGUAAUAUAACGAUUUUAUCUCUUGUAGGUGCUGUGAUUUACUUGUUCUCAAUCUUAUGUCUGGGAAGGUUGUUGUACAGGGGAAUUUUUUUUAAAGUGUUGUUCGUUUAUUAAACUCUGUAAAAAGACCAUUAGUGUAAAUAUUAAAUUAACUUGUACAUUGUAUUCCAGAUAUUGUUUAUUUACUGUUGAUCAGCAUCAUAUAUUGUAAGUCUUGAACCUAUUUUACAGUGUAUUUAUAUACCAGGAAAUUGGGGAGUGUUGUAUGAUAUCAAUCUAGAGCACAUGUGAAAGA
Messenger RNA from Liolophura sinensis, 4046 nucleotides. Its product is annotated as dnaJ homolog subfamily B member 14-like. Gene Ontology annotation, biological process: cellular response to misfolded protein. The record is from RefSeq and is a predicted model, not a curated record. Gene Ontology annotation, molecular function: Hsp70 protein binding. Gene Ontology annotation, cellular component: endoplasmic reticulum membrane. NCBI's taxonomy places the organism in Eukaryota, Metazoa, Mollusca, Polyplacophora, Chitonida, Chitonidae.